Messenger RNA from Suncus etruscus (white-toothed pygmy shrew), 2679 nucleotides. RefSeq lists its product as uncharacterized. The coding region runs from base 1 to 2679 and encodes 892 amino acids. Lineage: Eukaryota; Metazoa; Chordata; Mammalia; Eulipotyphla; Soricidae. The transcript is spliced from 3 exons. The record is from RefSeq and is a predicted model, not a curated record.
AUGUCAGAAAAUUUCCAAAACCCAUCUGCAUUAGGAACUGCAAAUUCUUGGCAGGUUUUUGUUCCUGUAGUAAGCAAUGCAGCUUCCCUGGCAGGAAGUGCCUGCAACUUCUCCACAGUCUCUGCUUCAGCUGUUAACUCUGCCUGGCUCCUACCAUCAGACUCUGGCACCCCUUAUCAACCACUUAUGGGUAGUGCCUACCCUUACCAACAAAUUAACACAGGAAUGCUGUCUGGAGUUUCUGGCCAGAACCAGACAUUCACUUCAGCCUCUUCCUACCCCACUAUUAUUCAGUGGGAUAUUAGUGGAAGUGCUCAAAAGAAGUCCUCUACCACUGGAGGCUUCACUAUGAUGGUCACUGACCAAGACACAGCUGUCUCUUCCAUGUCAGUAGCAGCUCAGUACCCCAACAUCCCACAUAGCACCAGCACAGUGCCUCUGUACACAUACCCGUCCCUUUCAGGCAGACUUGUCAAGAGGACACCACCUCAGGAUCCACAUCACAGUCAGAGCCUGAUGCUUCCCUACCAGGAAGGGAGUCAGGUGCAUUAUUAUAAUCAGGGCACCCUGAGGUCUGUACUGUCUGAGGAACUUGGUCCCUUUGUGCAGUCCUAUGACUCCAUGUCAUAUACAGGAGGUAGGGGCUCUGCCCUCCAAACUUACAACUCAACCCCUGAAAUGGCCAUGAUACUAAAGGAGGUCCAGCUCACAAAUACCUUCCCACUGGCCUCCACCUCUGAAUUCUACAACUCUGCAUCUGCUCAGCCCAUCACAGAAUCGAGAUUUCAAGUGAUGGAUUCCCUGAGAACCCAGGCUUCUCUAGGAUUUCAACCUGCAAGUCAGACAUAUUGUCAGACACAGAAUCCAGAAUUCCCCAAAUCAAACAGAAAUGAGAUAGAACUAUAUGAGAGCAACCCACCACCUGAGCUUCAGAAUAGUUCUAUGUUAGCUCCAGUGCAAAGUAAUCUGGCACUGUCUCUUGCUCCAAAUCAAGAACCAACUGAGAACCACAAUUUAGAUGCAAUCAGUAUUGAAGAGUCAGAAUCUCUGGACUCACAUCCAAACCCAAUAGCAAAUAAAGAUCCUUUGCUUUGCCCUGUCGAAAGCCCUGAUCUACACCAAUUCCUGUCCUGCUUUGAUCCUCUGGACCAAGAAAAGCAGGUUGCUUCUGAAAACAAGGGCCUGGGAAAGAAUAUUACAUGCUAUGAGGAUAAUGUAGCACUGGAAAAUGACACAGACUCUAGUAGCAGUCUGGCAGAUAUCACCACCUUGGAAGAUAUAAAUUGUCCCUCCCUUCUUGAGUCCUUGCAAGACCUGGUCCAAAACAACUCUCUCCAGGAAACUGACACCAAAGAAAAUAUCACAAUUGAGAUGCACCAAAAUUCAAGUGCCACAAAAGACCCCUAUGUCCAACACAGAAAAAACAAAAAUAAGACCUCUAAACCUAUAGAUGAUGAACCACAGAAUAAAAUUCAAAGAAAGAACGAAGAUAAUCUAGUAGAAGAAAUGAGAGUUUCCAAUUCCAUGCCUGUAACCAGAGAGAGAUCUCCUGCUAACUCCAAACCUAAUAGCCAAAAACAGAAAGUAACAUCCAACAGUAGAAAGGAAAAGAGCCAGGGGCAGCCAAAGACAAAAAGUGCAAGAGAGAUCAACACUAAGAAAGUCAAUGAAACUAGGCAGACAGGCACCAAAGAAGAGGCAGAAGGGAAGAUAACCAUUGCCCAAACAAAGCAUAAAAGGAAUCCACCUGAGGUUAGGCAAGAGCCUUUGAAAAAACCUAGAAGCUCCCUAGGCCUCCACAUGCUGGAGUCUGUUCAGGUUUUUCACCCCUUAGGGAAAAGGAAGGAUCCAACCCCUGGACAGACUUCGUCCAGGUUUCUUGGAAACUCCAAUAAGACAAAGGGUUUCCAGCCAUCUUCUGUCUUCAAACGAAGACCACAUACUUCACAGGAGGAAAAAGGUGUUGAGAAACUUCAAAUCCAAUCUAAAACAACUAGCAGCAAUGCUGGAGAAAACAGUUCAUCAUCUUCUGUUUGUGAGUUGCCACCUCCUGGAAAAGUCAAAUUAAUACCUUUGCCAUUUUUCCCCUCAGAGAAGCCUCAACUUGUUUGUCGAAAGCCAAGGCCACAACAUCUGGCUGGUAGUGUUCCUGCUGCAUCUCAGCCUACCCGGCCUGGUUCUUCCAGUGCCAUUCAACCAACUGCUGGCAAGUCAUCCCAGCCAAUUCCUUCCCCUUUGGCAGAUUCUAAAAGACCAGCUCAGUCCUUCUCAGAGAAUGCACCUCAAGCAACUCUGAAGAAACCAACUAGCCCGCCUAUUGCUCCACCUGAAACAUCUAGACCUGCUCCAGUUCAAGCAACAUUCUCUUCUCGCCAGAGGGACUGUCACAUUAAACCUGUGACCAAGGGCCAGUCUCCACUGAAGAAUCAAAAUCAGUUUUUACUGGAAGAUUUUAGUGCCCAACGAAUUCCCUGGAGAGAGCCGAAUGUACCAGAACCAGUGAUAUCAACACCUAUCACUGAGGAGCAGAGGCCUGAGCGUGAAGCAAUGAAAAGGAAGGCUCAGCGGGAGAGGUAUAAUGCUUCCAAGUACACUUCGUUGGGGAAAGUGAGAUUUUUCCCUCAGAGAGAAAGAGACAUCAACAUAUCUCUCUACUAUGGUUAUGUAGGUGUUGACUAA